GUCAAUAAAGCAAAGAUUGCACGUGUUAGUAUUUGUAUACACUGUGCACUGUGCAGAAAUGUUUUGAAUUGGUUAAGAAAAAUGCAUCCAUAGGUUCUUCAACACAAAUAACUUGCUUAGCAAGGCGUAUCUCGCUGAAGCGUCAGAAUCAUAGCUACCAGUUGUAAAUUACGACAGUGUUUUGAGAAUUGCUCAUUGGAAAUAAAUCGCAUAACAUUUUUAGACAGGCUAAUAUUUGUUAUUUUAGGCAAGAUGUGGAACUUGAGAAAUUUGACCCCACCACCAAAUUUCACCUACAGAUGCCGAGCUAUAGAUGUAGCAACACUGAAAAAGGCCUGCUUGAGAGCAGUUGCUGUGUUGCAAGACCAAAAGCAGUUGCAUUCUGAAGCUGCUCUGCUGUCUCGAUUUAUUUAUACCAUGAAGACUAAAUUUCGAUCUGAUAAAGGCUUUGAUAUCUUGGGAAAGGUGAACAGGGGCUUGUUGAAGUAUCUCUCAUUGAACCUUCAUUCAGCGUAUGUGAAUUUCUGUGAGUGUGUCCCAGACCCAAGUGACCCAGACCAGUAUGUCCCAUCCCGCCAAAUGCUUCAGUAUUUACUUGUACGAACUCAAAGCUUUGGGCAGUUGUGGUGCUAUAUAAUUUCCCAGUGCGUAGAAGCAGGAAAGUAUCUUAGAGCUCGCAUGGAACUUGGACAUAACUGGUGGGCUGCUGUGGUUGCACUGGGAAUAACUAGUCGAAUAUGGGCAUAUGGGAAGUACCUAAUUAGUUGUGCUUGUGAAUGGUUCUCACAGUUGAAACCUUUCUUGGAGAUCCUUAAGGUGAAUGGUCCACCAUGGUUACCUGAUAAUUACCACUUUCCUGAAGAUCUCCGUCAGUGGCUUGGUGUGAAUUUUCAGGAGAAGAAGAAUAUGUCACAAAAAUUUGGGAUGAAGGCAAGAGUUUCUGGCAACAGUAUAGACAAACUGUUGGAUGCAUCUGAUGAUAAUGAUGUUGAGGGUGGUGGUGGUGGUGAUGAUGAUGAUGAUGAUGAUGAUGAUGAUAUUAUUGAGAUAGUAGGUGACAGCUCUCCAGCAGAAAAUGUGGAGAAAUGCUCUCAACAGUUUGAAAAGAUAGGUAUACCAGCAGAGAGCUUGGACCAUGUGUCACAGAAAAAAACAACUAUGCCUUUGAAGGAAGAUCUUGGAGAGCUGGUAAUGCGGAAAAAUGUAGUAGUGAUUAGCAGAAAAAACAAUGAUCAGAACUCAGAAGCAGACAGUAGAAUGCUCAAAUUGACAUCACCUAAGAAUGAGCCAAGUAGCGAAUAUACUUCAUAUGAUUGUUCUACUAUCGAAAACUCAAGUUCCACCACCAAGAGUUUGACUAACACCCAAAAAGUGGAUCCAAAAGUACAUUAUGAAGCUCCUCCAGUGGCUGCUACAGAAAAAAAUAAAAAAGUAAAGAACACAUCUAAUACAGAUUCGCAAUCACUAACAAAUAGAAUCAGUGCGCCGAAGAUAGUAAAGAGACAAAUUGCUCAGUUAAAAACUCAUUUUGACUUGAUUGCAUUUUUGAAAAUGGAGGAAACUCUUAGAAAUCAGAACAUAAAAUCAUGUAUUACUCAUAACUUGGAUAUGCUGCAAUGGAACAUACUAAAAAAUCUUAUUUCUUCACAUAUCACAAAGCUUAAGAAGAAGCAUGCAUCCAGAAAUGAAGAGAGAUAUGAAACACUCAUGAAGAAAGUGCGGAAAACAAUAGCAGUUAGCCUAGGUUAAUAUUUAUUUUGAUACUGGUGUGAACAGGUGAACGCAUGUUUUUGUUGUUGUGGUGUCUUGGUAGGAGUAACAUCUGUAUUUUGCCAUGAAUUAUGAAUAACUGAAGUGUGAAAUUCAUCAGUAUUACACAGUAUAUAGAAUUCAGUGUAUAGAGGGUAGUAUGCUUGAAUUAAUUUUGAGAAGACUUUUGCGUUGUUGCAGAAUAUGCCUUUUGUGUUGUAGCAGAAUAUGCUGUAUAUAAAUAAAGAUGUUAACAAUGUAUUACCCCUUGGAUAUACAUGUGUAAUACUGGGUUUCUUUUGUGUACCAUGUAUGUAAUUUUUAAACCAAGAGUUUACCACCUGCCAGUACUAGAAUGCUUUUUGUUCAUGACAAGGGAACCCCACAUUGUAGAAGUUCAAUCGUUAAUAUCUUUCAAUUUUUGUAUUGUGCAUAUUACAUCACCAUCAAGAAGCUCUACUCAGUUUGCAUGCUCUUUCACUUGCUUAACUGAAUAAGUGUUGUACUGUUGCUCAUUAAUAUUUUUGUUCUACCACAGUUGUUCAUUCUGUCUGGCAUUAGUAAUGUUAAUUAUAGUGUGACUGUGUAUGAAAAUUAAAAUCAAAACAUUGAA
This is a messenger RNA of Schistocerca americana (American grasshopper), 2362 nucleotides long. RefSeq lists its product as uncharacterized. Gene Ontology annotation, cellular component: nucleus. NCBI's taxonomy places the organism in Eukaryota, Metazoa, Arthropoda, Insecta, Orthoptera, Acrididae. The transcript is spliced from 6 exons. Gene Ontology annotation, biological process: positive regulation of Notch signaling pathway. The record is from RefSeq and is a predicted model, not a curated record. The coding region runs from base 253 to 1749 and encodes 498 amino acids.